AUGUUAGCAGUUUGGUGCCUUGUCUUCUUCUGUGGUUGGCUUUCUCCAUCACUGAGCCAGCAGCUGCUCCCAACAGAUGUUGUCAUCAGGGUCAACAAGGGUGUCUUGCAUAAUGCUGUCUCCAACUCCAUGGCCCAAAGCAACGCCCUCCAAGGAGCUAUGACAGAUCUGCCGAUUGGAGGUGGUGGUGGUGGUGGUGAUGGUGGUCUACUAGGAGGCCUCCUUGGAGGAGGCGGUGGUGGGGCUCAGAGACCGGGGGGCUAUAGAGCUCCAAGUGCUAUUGGUGGCAAUGGUGGAGGUCCUGGUGCUGGUGGGCUGCUGGGGCCAGGAGGUCUUUUGGGUGAUGGAGGUCUGCUUGGCGUUGCAGGGGUACUUGGUGGUGGUGGUGGUCUCCUUGGGAAUGGAGGUCUACUGGGCAAUGGAGGCCUCCUGGGUGGAGGUGGCAUCCUGGGCAUCCUUGGAGAAGGAGGUCUACUUUCUACAGUCCAAGGGCUCACAGGGUUACGGAUUGUGGAACUGACUCUUCCCAGGAUAAACCUGAAGCUUGUACCUGGAAUUGGGGUCCACCUGGAUCUGUACACCAGGGUGGCUCUCAAUGGCAAGAGCUUGCUGGGCUUGCUUGACAUUGCAGUGGAGGUGAACAUCACCGCAGUUGUCCGACUGACCAUGGAUGGGAUCGGAUACCCCAGGCUAGUGAUUGACCACUGUGAUACCCUUCUUGGAGGGAUCAGAAUCCGGCUCCUCAGAGGCCUGCUUCCAAUUGUGGACCAUUUAUUAGCACGCAUCCUGAACAGACUUCUUCCAGAUUUGCUUUGUCCCGUCAUUGAUGUUGUCCUUGGUCUCGUCAAUGAUGAGCUGGGAUUCGUGAAUGCUAUAGUCCCUCUUGGUUUGUUAGGAAGCAUCCAGUACACCGUCUCCAGUCUUCCAAUCAUCACAGGACAGUUCCUGGAGAUCGAUUUAAAUACCAUAGUAGGGGCUGUGGCUGGGCCUCUCCUGGACUAUCCGCUGGGCAAGCCAGAAUCUGUCCCUUUGCCUGCAAGGGUGCCCAUGCCUCCACUGCCACCGAUGGAUGAGACCACCAACUCCCAGCUGGGACUCUCCGUCAAUUUCCUGAGAGCUGUCAUUGCUCUCUUGCAGAAGCAAGGAGCUUUGGACAUUGAAAUAUCUGAUGGGAUGUUCCCCGAGCUUCCUCCCCUGGUAACCUCAACUCUUGGUGCAUUGAUUCCUGCGGUUUUCCCGAAGUUCCCAGAGCCCCGUCCUCUGCUUCUGAAGGUGACGGUCGCUGAGGUCCCCUCCGUGAAGCUGCAGAAAGACAAGGGCCUGAUCCAGCUCAAAGCUACUGCAGAAGUCCUGGCCUCCAGGACAAAUGAUGAGUACCAGUCUCUCUGUGUCCUAAACAUUGAUUGUUCUUUGCUGGCCAUGUUUUCUGUUGAAGACAACAAGCUGAAAAUAAAAGUCAGUCUUGACAAGACCCAUCUCUCCCUGGCAUCUUCAAACCUUGGGAAAUUUGAUGUCAAGCUGAUGGAGGGACUGGUGGACAAGAUCAUUGACAUUGCCUUCCUUCCUGCAAUGAACAGCAUCUUAGGUGGAGGCAUUCCUUUGCCCAAGCUGCUGGACACAGACUUCAACAACGCAGACAUUGAUGUCAUUGAAGAUCUGCUUGUCUUGUCUGCAUGA
This is a messenger RNA of Anolis sagrei ordinatus, 1677 nucleotides long. The record is from RefSeq and is a predicted model, not a curated record. NCBI's taxonomy places the organism in Eukaryota, Metazoa, Chordata, Lepidosauria, Squamata, Anolidae.